Messenger RNA from Daucus carota subsp. sativus, 2150 nucleotides. Its product is annotated as GRAS family protein RAD1. Gene Ontology annotation, biological process: regulation of DNA-templated transcription. Gene Ontology annotation, molecular function: DNA-binding transcription factor activity; sequence-specific DNA binding. Bases 414 to 1991 code for a protein of 525 amino acids. The record is from RefSeq and is a predicted model, not a curated record. The transcript has 2 exons. NCBI's taxonomy places the organism in Eukaryota, Viridiplantae, Streptophyta, Magnoliopsida, Apiales, Apiaceae. Gene Ontology annotation, cellular component: nucleus.
UGCAACAUUUACAUGGGGGAAUACUGAAUUAGGAAAGUGACAGUAGCAUAGUGAUUGAAUACUGCAACUUGAUUCUGAGCUGUGAUAUUAAUACCAGGAAUACAGAUAUUUUACAUUCCGAAACUUUGGGAAUUCUAGCUCAACUAUGAUAAAAAUGUGUAUUAUGAUUGCUCGAUGUUUCGCAUUGUUCUAUGCUUUCUUGAAGAUGUACAACUCUCAAUGUCAUUGCAUUAUAUUUAAAUAAAAUGUUGUUAUCAUUGACCCUCUUGAAUUUGAAUCAGGAAUCAUCGAUAUCAUCGCUCUGGGACAAGGAGAAGCAUAUAUAAGCAUCGAUUGAGCAGAAAGUUCUCAGACCAUUGCUGUCUUGUUUUUUGAGAGCUGUUUAUACAUAAAAACAGUUAUUCGUAUGUAGGAUGGCUCCUGGUUUCUAUCUGCAAUCGAAGUUCUGUGAUGAUGAUGAGAAGAACAACCAUGCAAGGCUUCUUAAUUAUAAGCUAUCAGGCACAAAACGGUAUUCUGCUCCUUACGGAUAUAAGUUUGAAGAAAGUUUGUCAGACUGCUUCACUCCCUUUGUGGACGAAACCCAAAAUCAUAAGAGGCUGAAGGAGACAUCAUGUACUGAUGAAUUUGUUUCGAACGAGGAAAGUAUUUAUAGUAGUAGUGCUAAUACUAGUGGCUUUUAUAGUGGUAAUAGCAGUGGAAGUACAGAGAGCUUGAACAGUGUGUCAAAACCUCAUUUUCGUGAUCAUAUAUGGGCUUACACACAAAGAUACCUGGCAGCAGAAACCAUGGAAGAGGCAGCUGCAGCAUUGGUGGCUGGUGAUGAAGAUGAAGUUAAGGAAGAAGGAAGUGCAGAUGGUAUGAGACUUGUUCAGCUGCUUAUUGCCUGUGCUGAGGCUGUGGCUUGUCGGGAUAAAUUACAUGCCUCAACUCUACUGUCUGAAUUACGGGCUAAUGCCCUGGUUUUUGGAACCUCAUUUCAGCGGGUUGCUUCGUGCUUUGUACAAGGCCUCUCUGACCGCCUAGCUCUUGUGCAGCCUCUUGGGACGGUUGGAGUUGUGAUUCCUCAUUUGGAAACCAUGGCCAUUUCGUUAGAGAAAGAAGAGGCUUUAAGCCUUGUUUAUAAUAUUUGCCCACAUAUCCAAUUUGGCCAUUUUGUAGCCAAUGCGAUGAUACUGGAAGCCUUUGAGGGAGAGAGUUCUAUUCAUGUUGUGGACCUGGGGAUGUCCCUUGGUCUUCGACACGGUCAUCAGUGGCGUAGUCUGAUGUACAGCCUAGCCAAUCGAGCAGGCAAACCACGCCGCCUACAUAUAACUGGUGUGGGAAAUUGUGCUGAGCACCUACUAGAAAUUGGGGAUGACCUAGAGCAAUAUGCUUUUAACCUGGGGCUUAAUUUUGAGUUCUCAGUAGUAGAAUGCAAUUUAGAAAAUCUGCAGCCCAGAGCCUUCAAGCUAAUCGAGGGAGAAACUCUGGUAAUCAAUAGCAUUCUUCAUUUGCACUGUGUUGUAAAAGAAAGCCGAGGUGCCCUGAAUGCUGUCCUGCAAAAACUCCAUCAGCUGUCACCUAAGUAUCUUAUUCUGGUGGAACAGGACUCGAGCCACAACGGACCUUUCUUUCUAGGCAGGUUCAUGGAGGCCUUGCACUACUAUUCUGCAAUCUUCGACUCACUGGACACAAUGCUGCCAAGGUAUGACACAAGGCGAGCCAAGAUUGAACAGUUCUACUUUGCAGAGGAGAUUAAGAACAUUGUGAGCUGUGAAGGGCCAGCCAGAGUGGAACGUCAUGAACGAGCAGAUCAGUGGCGUAGGCGGAUGAGUCGUGCAGGCUUCCAGUCAGCCCCGAUAAAGAAAAUUACACAGACCAAACAAUGGUUGGAAAAGAUGAAAGUUAGCGAUGGUUAUACAACUGUGGAAGAAAAGGGGUGCCUAAUUCUUGGUUGGAAAUCAAAACCAAUCAUCGCAGCUUCGUGCUGGAAAUGUUCCUCUGUCUGACAUCAUUUUUACCCCUCAGUGCAGAUGAACAUUUCAUCGCCCGCCCUUCGGUAUACGUUCGUGUUUUCCUGUGACACGUUGUCUGAGCACGAUGGGGAGGCAACCUUGUUGCGAGAAGGAUGGACUGAAGAGAGGUCCAUGGACUAUUGAAGAAGACCA